Molecule: messenger RNA, 943 nt
Organism: Suillus paluster
Lineage: Eukaryota; Fungi; Basidiomycota; Agaricomycetes; Boletales; Suillaceae
Exons: 3
Coding region: 148-867 (239 amino acids)
Biological process (GO): cardiolipin biosynthetic process
Cellular component (GO): mitochondrion
Molecular function (GO): CDP-diacylglycerol-glycerol-3-phosphate 3-phosphatidyltransferase activity
Source: RefSeq, a predicted model, not a curated record
CUCCUUCUUGCAGGACUGUGUCUGGUUUUUCAUAUCGAGUGCUGGCAAACUACCGCUUCAGAUGGACCGGUUCUUCAUUGGGAAGACACAUCUGUUUUGCCAUGGCAAAUUCAGUCCAAGGCAGAACGUGUAUUAUCACAGUUUCAAAUGAAACAUCUCCUUUCAUCUGUGACCUCUCCCGGAAGUGAAGAGCAGGCAAAUGCGUCGGACGUAGUCAUCUUUCCUAUUAUCCAAGCAGGGCAAUUCAAUAUCCGAGAGGAGGAGGAUACCCUGUCGAUGCUCUUUGAUCACUUGGCAUCUCGCGAGCAUUGCAUUGACCAACAACCUGUCAUGAAUUUGACAAGCGGUUACUUUGGACUAUCCAAGGAAUACCAGGAUCUGAUUUUGAAAUCUAAUAGUGGAUGCAGUAUCAUAGCAGCUAGUCCGAAGGCAAAUGGUUUUUACGGUUCUGGUGGCUUGUCUGGGCUCAUCCCUGAAGGAUAUACCCUAUUGGAGCAGCGCUUCAUGAGAGCGGUAACAGCCGCGAACCGAUCUUCUCCUUCCAACGUUCCAGACGGUCGUAAUGUUAGCCUUAGAGAGUGGGAGAGGGAUGGUUGGACAUAUCACGCGAAAGGAAUUUGGCUUUCUCCUUCAGUAGAUACACCGCCAGUCCUCACACUUUUUGGAUCGACGAACUUGAAUUCACGUUCAGCAAACCUUGAUACAGAGUUGUCGUUCGUUAUGGCAACCUCGUCAGAUGGUCUACGUCAGAAUUUACAGGAGGAAAUCCAGGGACUGCAUCAUUGGGCGGUACCUUGGAGGGGUGGAAACAGAAACGUCAGGUGGCGCACGAAAGCCAUCGUAGGUCUCGUCGGUGGAAUGUUGUAGGCAGGUCACGGUUAUCGUUGUCAUUCCAUGUCCUUCAAUGCCACAUAACUCAUCUCACUGUGGUAUCGGUUUUUCA